This is a messenger RNA of Stereum hirsutum FP-91666 SS1, 2703 nucleotides long. RefSeq lists its product as uncharacterized. The record is from RefSeq and is a predicted model, not a curated record. The transcript is spliced from 5 exons. NCBI's taxonomy places the organism in Eukaryota, Fungi, Basidiomycota, Agaricomycetes, Russulales, Stereaceae. The coding region runs from base 1 to 2703 and encodes 900 amino acids.
AUGACACGCCCUACGACACGCUCUUCAACACGCACUGCCCGAGGGCGUUCUCAAGCGCCCAUCCACGGUGCCCCCCGCCCUACGACUGGCGACAACCGCCAUUCUAGGAGCAAUGGCGCUAAUCAAACUCAAGCAAUUGAUGACCACGAUAGGCAUCCUGCGAACGGCAACGAUGCGACAAGAAGUGACAUGCCGCUGCCCGACAACGAUAUCUUCCCGGCUCAAUCGAGUGCGGCUCCCGGUGUGGCUCCCCUCCCUCCCUCGAUACCUGAGCCACCGCGUGCGCGUCCGCAAGGUCUUCCCCUCAAUGCGCUGACGAUCCUCAACGAUAUCUCCUACGUACCCGUCAACGGCUCCGCCCAACCCGACAACAACGGUCAUGAGGCCUCGAACAUCGAUGGCGCCGCCGGUGCACCAGCCGAUGGCCGUUCUGCUCUCAACCCCAUCGAUAUUUACGAUAACGACGUCGACAUACCCGGGCCAUCGAAUCCCGGCACCCAACCUGCGGCUACCCAGGACACCCUCCGAACGACAUCCACCCUCAGUCCGCCUCCCCCUAACCAACUCGCAUACACCGAAAGCUGGAGAGAACGCCACACUCAUGGCAACCCCGCACGACGCUCUCAAACCGACCGUCACCGAGAUCCCAAACAUCAAGCGGAAGAAACUGAGUAUCCGAAUCCUCGCGACUCUCCAGAGUACUCGGCUUCCAGACCCCUGUCGCCUUGUGAGGGGGAUACUCCGUGGGCCGUCGCCGACGAGCCUGCCUUGAACGUUCGGCCGAUCGGAGACUGGCACAACUAUAGCGUUACGGGGUUCGAUACGAUUGGAAAUCCAACGAGUUCAUAUAUCGAACCCACUCCUGAUGUUCGCCCAGCAUCCCCUGUCACGGGCCUACCUCCCUUUGCACGUCCCCCCGGUGAAAUCGUCGACCUGAUAUGGCUUGACCGUUACAUUGAAGACCUUACCAACUCGAGGGACACGAAAGUUCCUAGAAUCCGGCGGGCGAUCGAUGGACUGAAGGAUCUAUAUACCGAAAUGUUCGUCACAAAGGGUCGAUUAGCUGAGGAGGACAGGUUAUGGGACGAGCUGCUCAAAAAGUUCGGCAAGAGGUUCGGAGAACAACGGGCUCUGGAGAUCACCGGGAAUGUGCAGAAAAAAAUGGGGCGGGACGACAAACAUCGUAGGCGUAACCCACCGCUCGCUUCUGCGGACUCGGACGAUACGAAAUCAGAUGAAGCGGUUGAUGACAGGAGGGGCAGGCAGUCGUAUGAGAGAACAGACGAUUACUGGCUCGAUAACCUCUUCUACCAAGGCGGUGACAUGCCCGGUCCGCCUGAACUUCAGAGAUAUCAGGACACAGGGGACUAUCUCGACGUUGCUCCCACGUCAUCUCCCCACCGACCGGACGUGAACCCGUUCUUGGACUCGGAGGCGCCUGGUCCCCACGGCUAUCGGGACGACGAGAACGCUCCAUUCGACCCAUCUCACUGGCACGCGAGACAUCACCAAGGAUCCAACCCAUUCGACGAAUACGAUGGUCCAGGUCAUCUCCGUGCCAGACAUGACGAGAACGCUGAGGCCGGUCCCUCUCGCCCUGUUGCGCAAAGGCGUUCUCCAAACCCGUCAUAUUCACUUCCUGAUCCCGAGCACUCAGACGACGAGGAUCCCCGUACCGCCCCUACUCUCGGAGCCAACCUUCGGUUCAAACCCAUCUGUGGCAAGGGCAGGGCUCUCGAUGAUGACCUUCCUCCUUCCUCUCCGGCUCGUUCCACUUCCGCUCCUCUAUCCGAUCACGAAAUGGGCGAAGAUAAAGAAAAUGCAUUUCCUCGUCCCAGUCUGAGUAUCUCCCGUUCGUCCGCUAUCGGCCGUUCCUCCUCUCAGCUUUCCGAACGUGAUCAAGACCAGGGCAACGCAACUGAUUUCCACCCACCGCCACCUCCGGUCGCAGUCAGCGCUACCUAUCAAAAUCCAUCUCCCUCCUUGAAACGUGGUCGCGAUGAGUACGAAGACGGAUCAGCGGAGGAUGGCGACGAGGGGGCUAUGCAGGGUGACGGGGACGACUCAAACUACGAUCCCAAUCCUGACGAAGAGGAGCCGCUACCACCGCCACCCAAGAGAUCUCGGCUCGGGGCCCAAGAAUCUGCCGUCGAUAGGAACACCAGGCGUGCUUCUGCACCUAGGACGACAGGACGAACGGUUUUGGGCGCGCAAGCGGGACCGCCAAGGCAAGCCCUUCCUCUCGACAGCAUUCACGCGUUUUCCUUUGGAGGAUCCAGUUUUGCACACCACCAGCAACCGCUCCGGUUCUCCGACAACACAUCUGGAUGGUCCAUAUCUGGCCUCGGACCAUACUUUCUCGAGCAACUGUUACCUGGGUAUGUCGAUGCUGCGGAGUCUCGACGCGUGGACGGAGGGAACUAUACGGCGGUACAUGAGCAGAGUGCGGACGAGAAGCAAGUCGAACGUGAAAUAGAGGUUCAGGAUCAGGAAGGGUGGAGGCGUGAGAGGCGGGGAUACGAGUUCAGCUCGCGACAGAGGACACAGAGGAUGGGUGCUUCGCAUGGUGGGAUCGUGCUGCACGAACGGACGAGGACGCCAGAUUUCUCCCAGAAACAAGAUUGGGAGUGGGACGAGGAGAAGCAAAAGGGUGUGGAUGUUUGGAUGCCUCGCUUUCAGGAGACCCUUUGGAGUAUGAAGUGA